Messenger RNA from Hemicordylus capensis (graceful crag lizard), 1206 nucleotides. RefSeq names its product epididymal sperm-binding protein 1-like. Bases 1 to 1206 code for a protein of 401 amino acids. NCBI's taxonomy places the organism in Eukaryota, Metazoa, Chordata, Lepidosauria, Squamata, Cordylidae. The transcript has 9 exons. Gene Ontology annotation, cellular component: cell surface. The record is from RefSeq and is a predicted model, not a curated record. Gene Ontology annotation, molecular function: heparin binding.
AUGGCCUCGCCCAUAGCUUUCCUCGUGUGCACCUAUGGUCUUCUACCACUGCUUGCAGCAAGUCAAGGACUUUCCUGUAAAUUUCCUUUCAUUUUUGAGGGGAAAUGGUACUUUUCAUGUACCACAGAUGGCACUAUGGAUGGGCAGUUGUGGUGUGCCACAACCAGCAACUAUGACAAGGAUGGCCUAUGGAGGAAGUGUGAAGUUCAUGAUUAUGGUGGUAAUUCUCAUGGAAAACAAUGUGUGUUUCCGUUUUCGUAUCUGUACGGGACAUACUACACCUGCACCAACUAUCGUGAGAAUGAUGGAAGAUACUGGUGUGCCACAACUGGAAGUUACGAUAAGGACAGGUUGUGGACCUACUGCGCUGACACCAGGCUAAAUGAAAACCCUACAGGACCAUGCAUUUUUCCUUUCGUGUUCAAAGGCAAGAAAUACUCAUCUUGUAUAGCAGACGGGAUGAACAAUGGGAAGCUCUGGUGCUCUCUCACCAAGAACUACGAUUCAGAUCCCAAAUGGGCAUAUUGCGAUCCCUCAGAUCCUCGCCCCUGUGAAUUCCCCUUCAAUUACAGACAUAGAUACUACUAUUCAUGCACCACGGAUGAAACUUCUGAUGAGCAAUUGUGGUGUGCCACAACCUCAGACUAUGACAAGGACACAAAAUGGAAAGUGUGUGCCAGUCAAGAAUACGGUGGGAAUUCAGAGGGCAAGGCCUGUGCCUUCCCCUUCAUCUACAAGAACGAGACCUAUGAUAACUGCACUAAUGAGGAUGAACCAAAUGGGAACUUCUGGUGUGCCACUACAAAAAACUAUGAUGAAGACAUGAGAUGGAGCUUCUGUGCUGACACACGGAGGAGCAUUCAGGAAAAAUUCGCAGAUCUGAAUAUGCCAUGUAGCCUGCCUUUCAUCUACAAUGGCAAUUCUUACUUGCAAUGUACAGCAAAUGGAACAGAUGGCAACAAGCUCUGGUGCUCUCUUACCCACAACUAUGACGUGAACAAAAUGUGGAGAUAUUGUGAACCUUCAGAUAGGAAAAUCAAAUGCACAUGCAGGCAAAGCUUGCUGGUGGUUCCAGGAAUAUUUGGAGCCCUGCAUGGAUUUACAAGAAGAAUAGCAAGAACAACAAAAGCUGUAAUAAAGACUGUGGAGGCAUACACUCACCAGCAAAAUUUCCAGUGUACCAAACCUGAUCGACCAACAUUCUGA